Aspergillus melleus is the source of this 270-nucleotide messenger RNA. RefSeq lists its product as uncharacterized. The record is from RefSeq and is a predicted model, not a curated record. The coding region runs from base 1 to 270 and encodes 89 amino acids. NCBI's taxonomy places the organism in Eukaryota, Fungi, Ascomycota, Eurotiomycetes, Eurotiales, Aspergillaceae. The transcript has a single exon.
AUGGGGUUCUUUGGUAAAAAGGACGGAUCCCUCGACCCCCAUGCCGGUAGCAAUGCGCCGGACGACGAUAUCAGAGAAGCUCCGGUCGUCAGAGACCCGGAAAAGCAAUUGCCGAUUCACGAUGACGAUGUCCAGACCGCGUUGCCGCCCAUGCCUGCGCCGUCGAUCGACAUCGACCCCGCUGUAGAGAAACGACUGCUACGAAAGCUCGAUUGGAGGGUUCCGACGCUGCUGGGGUUCCUGUGUAAGCCGGAAACGCUUAUGCUAUGA